This is a messenger RNA of Cadophora gregata, 1074 nucleotides long. RefSeq lists its product as uncharacterized. The coding region runs from base 1 to 1074 and encodes 357 amino acids. Gene Ontology annotation, molecular function: lipid binding. Gene Ontology annotation, cellular component: eisosome filament; plasma membrane. Gene Ontology annotation, biological process: endocytosis; eisosome assembly; negative regulation of protein kinase activity. The record is from RefSeq and is a predicted model, not a curated record. The transcript is spliced from 3 exons. Lineage: Eukaryota; Fungi; Ascomycota; Leotiomycetes; Helotiales; Ploettnerulaceae.
AUGCCGCAUCCGUUCUCUCUGCGACGGGAGAACUCCUUCAUGAAAGAGAACAAGGGCAAUAUCCCUCUGCGACAUCUGAAUCGCGCACUCUCCAUCCGAUCCAACAAGGGCGGAUCCUCGUCCGCAACCAGCCCCCGCCACGGCUUCAGCUUCAGCUCUCUCCGCGGCACGGUCCAGCCCGAGCUCAGCAAGAAGCUCUACAAGCUCAUCAAGUCGGAGAACCACCUAAUCCAAUCGUACGAAGCCGCCGGCAAGGAGCGCCUCUCCAUCGCAGGGCAGCUCUCCGACUGGGGCGAGGCCACGAACGACGAUUCCGUCAGCGACAUUUCCGACAAGAUUGGAGUUUUGCUAUCUGAGCUCGGCGAGCAGGAGGAUCUUUAUGCGCAUAAUUUGGAUGACAGCCGGGCGGUGUUGAAGGCGAUUCGGAAUACGGAGAAGAGCGUGCAGCCGAGUCGGGACCACAAGGCGAAGAUUGCGGAUGAGAUUGCGAAGUUGAAGAUCAAGGAGCCCGAGAGUGCCAAGUUGGUUACGUUGGAGCAGGAGCUUGUUAGGGCUGAGGCGGAGAAUCUGGUUGCUGAGGCGCAGUUGACUAAUGUGACUAGACAAAAGAUGAAGGAGGCCUACGCCGCCGAGUUCACAGCCACCAUCGAGCGCGCCGAGAAACAAAUCAUCCUCGCGCGCCACGGCCGCCGACUCCUCAACCUUCUCGACGACACGCCCGUCAUCCCCGGCGACGUGCGACCCGCCUACGAGCACGCCGGCCAGGCCCGCCAAAUCUUGAACGAUGCCGAAGACGAUCUCAAGGAUUGGCAGCCUGAGUUGGAGGAUGUUCCUUCUCAGGCUGGGAACCUAGAGGGGAAUCUUAUGCCGAGGUCGGCGAGCCAGAGGGGUACGAGGACGACGGGUGAUGAUAGUGCUGUUGGGGAUGACAGUGUGGUGAGGAAUAAUGAGAGGGAUACGACGACGGGGGUGGAUGGGAGUCGGGUUAGUAGUGGGACGGGGACGUCGGUUGCUACUGGACCGGCUGGUAGGGGGUAUGAGCCUAGUGAGGCGGAGACUUCGCAGGUUGCUUGA